This is a messenger RNA of Thalassophryne amazonica, 2744 nucleotides long. RefSeq names its product chromosome 10 C19orf44 homolog (gene c10h19orf44). The transcript is spliced from 9 exons. NCBI's taxonomy places the organism in Eukaryota, Metazoa, Chordata, Actinopteri, Batrachoidiformes, Batrachoididae. The coding region runs from base 179 to 2038 and encodes 619 amino acids. The record is from RefSeq and is a predicted model, not a curated record.
AUACAGCGGAGCUUCGGUACAUCGACGAAAUGUCUCAACAGCUUUGUAAAAUGACUGAAGUUUGUUAACGUAACACAGGUUAAACGAGCUAUUGUACAGAACAGUGUCAGUGAUAAUUAUGCACACAUACUGUGUAAUAUUGCCCAAGUAGCAGCGCAGGACGAACGUCGGUCUGAAGAUGUUGAGACGAAGUUUCCAGCAAAGCUCUGGACGGUCCGCAGGCAGAACAUCGGAACAGAGUGAUGCCAGACCUCAGAGCUCUCUGGGUGCAGGAGGCAGCAGGUUCUUGAAGAAGGCUUCACGUGCAACAAACAGCAAUCAGUCCACUCACAGCAGCCAAAUGCAGCAGGACUUUCAGCCCAGAAGCGUGAUAUCUUCACAGCUUGGCAAACAAACUGCUGCUUUGAGCAGACUGGCUGAAAUCGAGAGACGUGUCCGCAGCAAAAAAGAGGCCCUGCAACAAGUAAAGCCGGGGCUGAAGGCUGUCCAUGCAGUGUCGCAACCUCCAUGCACCCACUCACUGGAAGUCGGUGUGUCCAGCAGUGAUGAAAGCACAACGAAGAAGAAUUUCAUUAAAAACGAGCAAGCUGCAGGUACUGAUAUGAGGAACACUGCUGUGUCUGAUGAUCCGAAAGUUCCAGAUGUUGGUUUUAGAUCCAAGUCCCGAGCUGCUGUUGCUUCAGUGCCAUUGGUGAGUUUGGAGACCAAGUCGUUGAGAGGAAUGAGUGGCGUGAGUCUGGAAAGUGAUGAAGAGGACAUGCAGAAAAUGCUUGGAGACUCAUUUAAUUCAACAGACUUCAGCUUGAUGAAACCUGAGACAUCUGUCAAGAAAAGAGCAGACAAGACUGUGAUCAGACCCAGCCAUAAGGACUUCACCACACCUCCUAUGGUUGUCCAUCUUUCUCCAUCCUCCAGUACAGCCCCUCUACACUCUCCUACUUCUCGCUUGAGUUCUUCUGAUAUUGCAGCUCAGGCUCUGUACAGCCUCUCUGCUCUCUCUCCGUGCCCCUCUCCUCCCAGUGUUUCCUCUUCUAGAGGGAGACCAGGAAUACCUCCCAGAAUUGGGAGUCCGGAGCAUUCCAUCUCAUCCAUGUCCAGUCACAGUGAGGUCCAUUCUCUUGAUGAGCUCUUCCCUGUUGCGGAAGUGUCCGAAGGUUCAGAUGUUGAGAGGUGCUCAGUUUAUUCUGAAGACUUCAAGAUCAAUGUCAUGACAUUAGAUGACCUUGGUUUGGCAGAAGAACCAAUAAUAAAGGAGAGAGAAGCUGAUCAUUUUAAAGACACCAUCCCUCUGACUGGAUCCUCUGAAGCACACCAGCAGUUUACUGGACUGAAUACGAAUGAAGAGGAGGAGGAAGAAGAGGAGGAGUCCUACGAAAGUGACUUUGAGAGUGACAUCGGAACACAGUCAGAUAAUAGUGCCAUUGAGGUGUCUGAACACUUGGGAGAAAGUGGAGAGGAAGAGAAAAAUAUAUCUGAAGUAAUAGAGGAGGCUUUGGAUUCAGAUAUUCCCCACAGUGGGGCAGAAAACAAUUCAGAUACAAGCUGCUCCUGCACCACACGGACCUCUAGACAGAGUCCAACCUCAAAGCUCAGCAGCAGAAGCAGAGACUUUGUAUCGUCAAUAAAACACGACAGCCGGACAAAACGCCACCGGAAGCCUGUUUCAGCCAGCAGUAGUUUGAAGGAUGCAGCAGUACAGACCCAGCAUGGUCCACUGGAUCACACAUGGUCAGGUUUGUCUACUUUGAACCCAGCAGGAGGUUUGACUUGUGUCAAUCCCGUCCCAGCAGCCAUUCACACAGUGGGUGCUGAGACUUUGGAGGCUCUCAGCACCUACAUUCCAACUGUAAUUGUUCUCAACAAUGUGCUGAGACAGCAACUUGCUAUGACGAAGCACUUUAUGGAGAGCAACCACCAGCUGUAUUCCAAAAUAGUGCAGAGUAUCGGACCCCCGGACUACAAGUACACCACCCUGGAGGACACUGAAGAGUACAUCAGAAAGCACAGAGCUCUCAGGAUGACAGUAGAGGAAGACUGAGCAACAGCAGUACAGCGCCCUCUGCCUGUGCAACUGAACCUGAAAACGAGGUGCUGAGCAAUCUGGAAGGAGGCUACAAGCUGUGUUGCUGUGGAGUAGCAAUGUUAUUGCUCCCUUCAUAUCUUGUGCUUAACUCUUUAAACAAGCCAGAUACUUAAAUGUGAAUUUUAUAAAAGAGUAGGGCACCAGAUACAGCACGCCCACGCAGUGACCACCCCUACCAGUGAAUUUACAGGCUCAGGUUUUUACACAAAACUAAUUUGUGAAAGCGUUAGUUUGAAAUUGUGCCAUGCAAGUUUAUAAAUUAAGUGUUGAUCGAUCAGUGAUUAAUGUUCAUCACUGCAGAAGCUGAACUACAACAGUAUUAUUGUUGCACUAAAAUGGAACUGUGCAGUUUAUUUUAUUAAACUUUAAAUUUAUUGGUUCUUUCAGCUUCCCCCUUUUUCACUUGGGGUUGCCACAGCGACAUGUUGAUUUGAUGCCCUUCCUGAUGCAACUCCACAUCAUACGGAGAAUCGGCACAGGCAAACAAAUGGCCCAUCCUCCCUGAUCAAAAAUAGCCAUCCGGUCUGGUGCAGCCAGAUGAGAUGUGGGUGCCCCCUUGGCUUUUUCCAGUUGUUCCAACACUGUGGCACUACUCUGGUAAAUCUGUCUGGUGAAGGCAAGUGUCCAAAAUUGACUGUGCAAGGAGUCCAAUGAUGGAAGC